This is a messenger RNA of Cooperia oncophora, 699 nucleotides long. The record is from the annotation of a GenBank genome assembly. Lineage: Eukaryota; Metazoa; Nematoda; Chromadorea; Rhabditida; Trichostrongylidae.
AUGUUCACCUAUAACCAAGUACUUUUCAGAGUACUAUUCUCGUCACUUCGGGAUAUAGAGGAUCUUCAUGCAAAAGCAAAAGAGACAGGUGAUCUCCACUAUGUCAUUGACAACACGUUCGCCUCGUUAUCAACCGAGAAUUGCUCGAAUGGAGUGGCCGUCUGCGUUCACAACGCUUUGGAUGCGGCUUAUUCAAGGCACCAGGCUGACUCCUUCACUCCCUAUUGGCAGUUCUCCAAUGCAGACAGCAGCCGAUUAGCGUCUCGAUUUGAUGCUGAGACAGCUAAUUUACUCACUUUCAUGCAGUUGACCCUACCUGGAGCGCUUUCACUUUACUACGGGCAAGAAUUAGGUUUGGCGAAUGUGGGUAAUCCGCCAAGUCCUCGUGGUGUGAUGCAGUGGACACCAUCCGGUAAAGAUCAUCACGGAUUCCUCUCGUCAAGCGAGUCAAACAUCGGAAAACUGUUCUUCGCUGAGAGCGACAGUACCGACGAGCAGGACAACUUCGAGACCCAGUAUGCUCAAGAAAACUCUCCGCUCAAAGUUUAUCAGAAGUUGGCAAAGUAUCGUCAACGUGAUGAAGCGCUGAUUGUUGGCAGCACAGUACGACAUGCACUGGAAGGCGAUGUGGUCAUCUACUCGCGAUACGUGAAAGGAGAAAAUGGUACUUCAGUUGGAUCUGUGAGUUCGUUGCAAUAG